Dioscorea cayenensis subsp. rotundata (Guinea yam) is the source of this 944-nucleotide messenger RNA. Its product is annotated as exosome complex component RRP41-like. The transcript has 7 exons. Gene Ontology annotation, biological process: nuclear mRNA surveillance; U4 snRNA 3'-end processing; poly(A)-dependent snoRNA 3'-end processing. The coding region runs from base 57 to 818 and encodes 253 amino acids. The record is from RefSeq and is a predicted model, not a curated record. Gene Ontology annotation, cellular component: nuclear exosome (RNase complex); nucleolus; cytoplasmic exosome (RNase complex). NCBI's taxonomy places the organism in Eukaryota, Viridiplantae, Streptophyta, Magnoliopsida, Dioscoreales, Dioscoreaceae.
AUUGUUCUCUUUUGGGUUUUGGCCAAACAAGGCAGGCCGGGAGUGACAGAAGGGACAUGGCUACGGCUCCGACAACGUAUUCGCCGUCUCAGGGUUUAGAGAGACGACAACAACAACAACGGAGAAGGAUCUUCAAGGAAGAGGACUGGGUUCGAUCCGAUGGUCGUGGUUUUAACCAAUGCCGUCCUGCAUUUCUUAGGACAGGCGCAGGAAAUGCGGCAUCAGGAUCUGCUUAUGCAGAGUUUGGAACAACAAAGGUUAUUGUUUCUGUUUUUGGUCCAAGGGAGAGCAAGAAAGCCAUGAUGUAUAGUGACAUUGGUAGACUCAACUGUAAUGUGAGCUUCACUACAUUUUCAACUCCUACCCGUGGGCAGGGAUUAGACAACAAAGAGUAUUCAUCAAUGCUUCAUAAAGCUUUAGAAGGUGCUAUAAUACUAGAGAGUUUUCCAAAGACUACUGUUGAUGUUUUUGCACUGGUAUUGGAAUCUGGUGGGAGUGACCUUCCAGUUAUCAUCACUUGCGCGAGCCUUGCCUUGGCAGAUGCCGGAAUUAUGAUGUAUGACCUUGUUUCUUCAGUUUCCGUGUCUUGUUUUGGCAAGAACCUCGUCAUAGACCCAACAGCGGAAGAGGAAGCCUUUCAAGAUGGCAGCUUCAUGGUCACAUACAUGCCGUCUCGUAAGGAGGUUACUCAACUCACUCUUACCGGAGAAUGGUCAACCGCCAAAAUUAACGAGGCAAUGGAGCUUUGUCUUGAUGCCUGCCUGAAGCUUGCAGAUGUUUUGAGGUCUUGUCUCAAAGAAGCAGCUAAUGCUGGAUGAACUCUGCUGCCUUUGUUUAUGUGAGUGAGUGUAUUUGUAAUUUAUAGUUAACCUUGACUUGAUUGCUUGUCCACUGAAAACAAUGAGAUUUCCUUGCCCUUCAAUCAUUUUUUUUUUAUUGCUGCA